AUGGUGAGCUGCACCAGUCCAGGCCUCUGGGCCGGUGCCACGGUCAGACACCAGGCUGCCGUCAUCUGGUUUUCACCCUGGCAGAUCCUGGAAGCCUACAUAGGAGAUGUCAGUGUUGACAAGAUCCAAAAGCAGAGUGAAACACUUGGAAUCAUGGAGGAGCUACUUUUACCGGCCGGGGAAGAGGAGGGACGCUCGGAGAACAGUUCUUAUGGUCCGGGAGACGCAGAAAAAACCAUGGCGGAUCGCAUCAAGCGUUACCUCCGGGAGAACGUCACCUUUAACCUGCGACAGAACUUGAGGGAUUUCUGCAAACGCAAUGGGCUCUUGACUCUGUCGUUAUUUGCCGUUUUGACCGGCUGCAUCUUGGGCUUCAUGCUACGAGGAACCAAGCUGUCAUUUCAGGCAAAGAUUUAUUUCUCCUUCCCUGGAGAGCUGCUGAUGAGGAUGCUGAAGAUGCUGAUUCUUCCUCUCAUCACAUCCAGUUUAAUGUCUGGCCUGUCAUCUAUGGAGUCCAAAGCCUGCUGUCGGAUGGGGGUCCUGACCGUCACCUACUACCUGUGGACCACCUUCAUUGCCGUGGUGGUGGGCAUCGUGCUGGUGCUCAUCAUCAAACCAGGGGUCGGAACCGAAAUGGAGAGUAACCGGCUGGGCGGGGGGCCGGUCAUGACCUCAGCUGAUGCCUUGCUUGACCUCAUCAGGAAUAUGGUUCCCUCCAAUCUUAUCGAGGCCACGUUUCAGCAGUACAAAACAGACCUGGUUCCAAUCUUCAAACUCCCUACCAGAACCAUCCAACCGAACUUUGUCUACGUCAUUCCCGAUGAUAAUGACCCUAAAGGUCAUACGGUGUACCUGGAGCUGACCCCGGCCCCAGAGGUCACCUAUAAGACCAGUCCCGGCAGCAGCCAGCAGAUGAACGUACUGGGUAUCGUCAUCUUCUCUGCCACCAUGGGUCUGUUACUGGGCAGGAUGGGAGAGAGAGGAGCGCCGCUCGUCAACGUGUGUCAGUGCAUCAACGAGUGUGUCAUGAAAAUCAUCAAUGCUGCUGUCUGGUAUUUUCCAUUCGGCAUCAUUUUCCUGGUGGCGGGAAAGAUUCUGGACAUGCAGGACCCGACCACGCUGGGCAGGAAGCUGGGCUGGUACACUGUUACAGUGCUGGCCGGCCUCUUCGUCCAUGGACUCAUCCUGCUUCCUUUCUUUUACUUCCUCCUGACUCGGAAAAACCCCUUCACCUUCAUCCGAGGGCUGCUCCAGGCCAUGGUGGUCGCCCUGGCCACCUCCUCCAGUUCUGCCACUCUGCCCAUCACCAUGAAGUGUUUGCUAGAAAACUGCAACGUGGACAGACAGAUCGCACGCUUCGUCCUUCCUGUUGGGGCCACCAUCAACAUGGACGGCACGGCUCUGUAUGAAGCGGUGGCUGCCAUCUUUAUCGCCCAGGUCAACGACUACGAGCUGGAUUUUGGCCAGCUGGUCACAAUAAGCAUCACAGCCACGGCGGCCAGCAUCGGCGCAGCAGGGAUCCCCCAGGCCGGUCUGGUUACUAUGGUGAUUGUGUUGACGUCGGUGGGUCUGCCUCCAGAUGACAUCACGCUCAUUGUGGCCAUCGACUGGGUGUUGGACCGGUUUCGUACCAUGAUCAACGUCCUCGGAGAUGCCCUGGCAGCAGGAAUCAUCGCCCACCUCUGUCGAAAAGACUUUCCGCUCGGCAGCGGGAGACAGGUUCCGUCCUAUGGUACUCAGAACCCUCACACUCCCCAAAACUCCACCAGCGUCAGCAUACCGAUGACAGAGCUACACACACACAAGGACUGCAUCUAUGACGAGACGGGGGACUCCAUCAACUACAGAAACACACAGACUGUGUACUACAACAUCUGUCAAGUGUGA
Molecule: messenger RNA, 1887 nt
Organism: Lampris incognitus (smalleye Pacific opah)
Lineage: Eukaryota; Metazoa; Chordata; Actinopteri; Lampriformes; Lampridae
Gene: slc1a8a
Product: solute carrier family 1 member 8a
Exons: 13
Coding region: 1-1887 (628 amino acids)
Biological process (GO): L-glutamate transmembrane transport
Cellular component (GO): plasma membrane
Molecular function (GO): glutamate:sodium symporter activity; neutral L-amino acid transmembrane transporter activity; L-glutamate transmembrane transporter activity
Source: RefSeq, a predicted model, not a curated record